Molecule: messenger RNA, 915 nt
Organism: Erpetoichthys calabaricus (reedfish)
Lineage: Eukaryota; Metazoa; Chordata; Cladistia; Polypteriformes; Polypteridae
Product: zinc finger BED domain-containing protein 5-like
Exons: 1
Coding region: 73-915 (280 amino acids)
Source: RefSeq, a predicted model, not a curated record
UCGUGGUGUGGUGAUGAAACGGCUCCAAAGCCACAAUGCAUCAUUUGCGGCGAUCAGCUAUCAAACGAGGCAAUGGCACCCAGCAAAGUAAAUCGCCAUCUAAAUUCAAACCAUCCCAGUUACGCCAAAAAAGACAAACAAUAUUUUCAGAGGCGCUUAGAACAAAAUCAAAAACAGAAGCAAUUUAUGAAAUCGGCCGUUACGGUUUCUGAAAAGGCCUUAGAAGCUAGCUACCAUGUUGCAAAAUUAAUUGCAUGUCAGAAAAGACCACAUACUAUCGGCGAAACACUUAUUAAACCAGCAUGCAUGGAAAUUGUUCGACUUAUGCUUGAGCCCAAUGAAGUUAAGGAAGUGAAUAAAGUUUCGUUGUCUGCCGAUACUGUUAAAAGACGUAUUCAUGACAUGUCAAGCGAUAUUUUAGGAACACUGAUUAGAAAACUGAUAUUGGCUGAAAAAUUUGCGCUUCAAAUCGACGAAUCAACCGAUAUUAAAAAUAAAGCACAACUGAUAGCUAUUGUACGUUUCGUUGACGAGGACUUUAUUAAAGAACAUUAUUUAUUUUGUAAGGAGGUUCCAGAGCGAACUACCGAUGAAGAAAUUUUCCGAGUAACCGAUGAUUUCUUCAAAAUAUAUAAUAUUCAAUGGAGCAAUUGCAUUGCUAUUUGCACGGAUGGCGCUGCGGCAAUGACGGGUAGUAAAAAAGGUUUUGUCUCUUGUGUACAACAAAAAAAUCCGAUAAUACAAAUUACACACUGCUGCAUACAUCGAGAAGCAUUGAUGGUCAAGAAUUUGCCAGAGGAACUUUUGAACACGAUGAAUGAAUGCAUUAAAAUCAUAAACAUAAUUAAAUCGAGAGCCCUAAAUUCGCGAAUCUUUGGAAUACUCUGUGCAGAAAUGGGAGCCGAAUAUGAAUGA